Messenger RNA from Botrytis cinerea B05.10, 1474 nucleotides. RefSeq lists its product as hypothetical. Bases 290 to 1300 code for a protein of 336 amino acids. The record is from RefSeq and is a predicted model, not a curated record. The transcript has 5 exons. Lineage: Eukaryota; Fungi; Ascomycota; Leotiomycetes; Helotiales; Sclerotiniaceae.
GGGUUGAUCAACAUUACUUGCAUUGAACCUGCAGUAAUACGCUGAAAGCUUAACUGGUUUCAAAGAUAUAAUAAAUUGAUUCAAUAGCUUCUUCUUGGCUACAGCCAUUGGUAAACGGUGAGUGACAACGGUUUCCACAUUUGUUUGAAUCUGAUAUGAUGUUGGUAUAUAUGAGGUCUCAAUCCCAACAAGACUCGAGAUGAACGGAAGAUAGUCUUUCAUAUUAUCUACAAGCGCUGUCAAAACUUUUCACUGCACUAUUUGAGUCGGAAUUUUUGGCAUCGUUAUAAUGAUUUCAUCGCUUCCCACUCUUGGGUUCUUUCUGGUUCUUGCGGAUAUCACAAAUGCUGCCUUUAAACCCCCAUUCAACAACACUCUUGAGCCGGGUGUAGCAACUGAAUGCAAGACGUGUCCUUAUUCGCUUUGCACAAAUAAAGAAUUCUAUGACUACAGCACCGUUGUAACGCUCGUUUGCUGGACUACUGGUACAGUCAUCGAUGGUGAUAGUACGUGGCUGAGAACAAGUGACGACUGCUAUGUAACCCAAUACGACCUCACUGAUUAUGCUGGAGAAUAUGAAACCGAUCUCAGCUUUUGUGGCCCAGAUUCUACUAUUGAGCAUAUAACAACAGCUCCUGCAACCACAAAAUACAACACCGAAUGUAAUAUUUGCGAUGAUAAUGCGAGUUGCGAGGUUGUCAAGUAUCUGAAAUAUGGAACUGAUAUUACGGUGACUUGCUGGACUGAUCUUGGGGAUCUCGUGAUCAAUGACAGCACCUGGUUGAAAACCACAGAUAACUGUUAUGUGGCACAAAUUGGUCUUGAAGAGCCCGCCGAUAAGUCAGAGCUUGACUAUUGCGGCCCAGUAGGCUUUAUUCAACUAAACUACACAACACCAGAGAAGCGUGCACCUUCUCCACUCAAUGCUAACGAGAACUCACAUGGCUCUCUCGCUAAACACUCGCCCCCUUCCUCGUCUAAUGAUCUUAACAAACGGUACCUUCUCAACAUCACAGUCGGUGAAGAUUACGCUCCUUGCUACAGUACCCCCUCGUCAGCAAGUCAAUUGGUCAAGAGCUACGAAUGGGAUCAUGGUGUUUGGGUACAAUGCUAUGUAGAUAAUUUCGAAACUACAAAUCCCAAUGAGACGUAUUGGUAUCUUACGACGGAUUUCUGUUAUGUGAGAGAGGUGGAUUUUUGGGAGAGUUUGUUUGAUCAAUAUCGAUUCCCAGAUUGUGAUUUGUUUGAUGGCGGAGAUGGAAGUGGGGAUACAGUUGAUGCUCGUGCGAUUUCUGAUUAGAACAAUAUCACUUAAGCUCCGCUUUGAGUUGCCCUUAAUAUAUGUUACAGCUUUAAUUCCAAAACAUCAUUAUUCCAGACUCCUCAUUACAAUCAAAGUUGACUAUUGAUGUUCAAAAUUUACCUCGGAAACCAAUACCUGCAACAGGCCACUUUAAUCAUUCUUUUGAUAACA